GCCAGGAGAAAGAGGACCAAUUCCAGGCCAUUCGGCCGUUUUUCAAACUAAAAGUUUGGAAAGGCCUGGGCGACUAUGAAAAGGAGAGUUAUGUUAGUAUGAAGAGGAAUUUUGAUGUGCUGGUGAAAGCAGGUCUGAAACCAAAAAAGCCACACUUCAUGAGAUCCGAGGAGGAGGAGGAGGAGGAGGCGGAGGAGGAGGAGCACCCCCCAGCACCCAAGAGGCAAAGGCGUGAUAAGAACAAGAAGGACCCGUUCACCUACAACGAGGGAACACCAACAAAAGUUUCACCUUUCAAAAAUUCUGGAUUUCUCUACCAGAGGCACCACAAGCAAGACCGCAAGGUGACAUUCAAGCGUCCAAGGCGUACUACUGCCAGAAAAGCACUGACGGAAUCCGAUGACGACACCCAUGAUUCGGACAAGGAUUAUAUCCCCUCUACCGACGAGGAUGAAGAAGAGCAAGAAGUUGAAAGUAAAACUUUGGGCGAACCAUCUUCGGAAAAAUCUGGCAAGAAUUCGAGCACAAAGUUUAGAGGAGAAACAAAGCUGAAAGUUAAUCUUGCUAAGGAACCAGGAAAUUCCAAGAGAACGGUGAAGCAAUUUCCGUACGCCACCAUACUUUCGUAUGGGAGAAAACUUUUUCAAGACCUGACAGACAAGAACUCUCCAAACCGCGACCGUGUGGUGAAGGACAAGAUGAGAGAACUUGGUCGGUUGAUGGUGGAAGUGAAGAAGCUGUCUCCCAGCACUGGUUGUAUCACCGAGCUGUUCUGUGCCACAAAGUACAGACUGGUGGUGGAGGCAGGCCGGGCAGCUGCAAAAUACCAUCCAAAAGGGAACAAAUUCAUGAGUGCAAGCUACGUUUUGAAACUGAAAAUGGACUUGAUGGAUAUCAGCAGCCACUACAUUGGUAAAUGUCUCGAUGACUUUGAGACACACCGUUUAGUGGAACCAGUCCACAUGUUCAGAGGGCGUCUGGAAAGAGAAUGGUCGAGUGACUGUGGAAAGCUGGCCCUUAGGACCUUAGAAGAUGCAAAGUGGAACAAAGUAAAGAGGCUGCCUCUGGCUGAAGAUAUAAAAACCCUGCACAUAUUCUUUAAGAAAACUGCGAAGGAAGCCCUAUUAGCCUUGAAAAAAGAUCCGUCGAAAAUGACAUAUAGGAAAUUGGUGGAAGUCACCCUUUGCCAAGUCAUGGUGCUCAACAGACGGCGGCCAGGCGAAUGCCAGUUUAUGGAAGUAGAACACUACAACAAUUCAUCGAAACUACCCGAGAGAGAAGAUAAGACCAUUCUCAACUCACUGACAGAAAUGGAGAUGGCCCUCUGUCAGCGACUGCAGCUGAUAUACAUCAGGGGAAAGAGAGGGCGAGGAGUACCAAUCAUCCUAACCACAGAACUGCAGGACGCUGUCAAACUACUCCAAAAUGUCCGAGAGAAGGUCGGCGUCCCAACAGGUAACAAUUACCAAUUCCCUGCACUGAACUCGUCUACAGGCGCAUACCGGGCAGGCGUAGUUCUGAAAAACAUGACAAAUGACUGCCCUGGGCUCAAGGAUCCUGAUUCAAUAAAAGGUACAGAACUAAGAAAACACAUAGCAACUAUGAUGCAGCUACUAAACCUUAAAGAAAAUGAGUUGGAUUCGGUUGCAACCUUUCUUGGCCACAACAUUGACAUUCAUAGGCACUAUUACCGCCUCCAAGAGUCUACCAUUCAGCUGGCUAAA
Messenger RNA from Frankliniella occidentalis (western flower thrips), 1724 nucleotides. RefSeq lists its product as uncharacterized. The annotation marks the transcript as partial. The record is from RefSeq and is a predicted model, not a curated record. NCBI's taxonomy places the organism in Eukaryota, Metazoa, Arthropoda, Insecta, Thysanoptera, Thripidae. Gene Ontology annotation, biological process: regulation of DNA-templated transcription. The transcript has 5 exons.